AUGGCAAAGUGUGAUAGCUUCCUGAGCAUAUUCACUUCUAUUAGUUCGAGCUUUGAUGCUUGUCCUCAUUUACUCAAGAAAUGUAUCUUCUACCUCUCAAUUUUCCCUGAAAACAAAAUGAUCCGUAAAAGGCAUUUGGUGAGGCGGUGGAUAGCAGAAGGAUACUCCAAGGGCAUUGGUAGCUGUAGCUUGGAGAACGAUGCAGAGAAGCUCUUUAACAAGAUUGCUGAGCUUGGAAUGAUACAGCAAGCACAACAACCAAUUACUGAGACCGAUGUCAUCAGAAAGGUCUCGUGGCAGGUGAAUUGCUUGAUCCUCGAGUACAUCAUCUCGUGGCAAACAGAAGAGAAAGUUCUCCUUCCUCUGGAGGUCUCUGUAUUGGAAGGGAAGUGCAGCCUAACCACUGGACGUGUUGGCCAGCACCUGGCCAUUAGGAAGUGCUGGGGAGGAGACGAAUUUAUGUUCAACAGCAUGGACUUCUCCAGGUUACGUUCUUUGACUGUGUUUGAAAACUGGAAGCCAUUCUUCAUCUCCGAAAAGAUGAGGGUGCUUCGGGUGCUUGAUCUGGAAGGUACACCAAAUAUAAAAAAUGGUGACCUUGAUCAAAUCGGGGAUAUGAUACCUCGCCUCAAGUUCUUGUCACUAAGAAGAUGCACACCAAUCUCUCAGCUGCCGGAUUCCAUGGGUGAGCUUAGGCAGCUCCAGACUCUUGAUAUCAGAUACACCAAAAUAAUCACACUACCAAAAAGUAUUAUCAAUCUACGGAAGCUGCAGUAUAUUCGUGCUGGUGAGACCACACCCGGUCCCGAGGAGAUGAAUGAGGAGCCAUACAGGCCAAGGAGGACCAGGAUACUUCACACUCUGUUAUCCUAUUCCCCCAAGUCAAGCAGACGUGGAUCUCCUACUUGCCAUGGUAUCAAGGCUCCUAAGGGGAUCGGGAGGCUGACGAACUUGCACACAUUGGGUGUUGUAUAUGCCAAUAUUGCAGGUGGAGAGUCCAUUCUGAGAGAGCUCAGUUACCUUACCCAAUUGCGCAAGCUCAUAGUGUCUGGCAUCAAUGGCAACAAUAGCUGGGGUUUGUUUAACAUCAGCUGGCACGCUCUCACCAAUUUGACAUCCUUGUCAAUGGGGCUCACGAAAGGCAGUGACAAACACCUCCUGCAAUUCCUCGAGCUUCCGGAGAAACUACAGCGCCUUAAGCUCUAUGGGCAUGUAGCAAAGUUGCCAAAGCACAUCGGGAGACUGGACAAUCUCACCAAGUUGACUUUACAAAUGACAACCUUGUUUACAAUGGAGGACAUACAGGAGCUCGGGAAGCUAAAAAGGCUGCAUACCCUACGCCUUCGUUUUGUCGUCACAGAUAAUGAUAAUAGUGGUGAGAUCAAGUUUUGUGCCAAGGUGGAUGGUAGCUCUACCAGGGUGAGCUCUACAGCACCUGCCUUUUUUGAUGAACUGAAUACCCUUGAGAUUGCUUGCCGCUCCAGUAUACAUGUGAGCUUCCUUGACCAGAUGAUAAAGCUUGAGCAGCUGAAGGUUGACUGCAGUUACGGAUUGUCGUUGGACUUUACUGGACUAGAGCAUCUCAUUUCUCUCAACCAGGUAGUGCUUAAGGGUUCCCCUAGCGAUGGCUGCGACUGCGAUGCAUUCAAGGAAGCACUGAAGCAGAAGCUUGCCCAACAUCCGAAGCAACCGCCUUUGAAGCAGGAGCAGAAAUUCCGCCCAGGCCAGUAG
Messenger RNA from Panicum virgatum (switchgrass), 1731 nucleotides. RefSeq names its product disease resistance protein Pik-2-like. The record is from RefSeq and is a predicted model, not a curated record. The coding region runs from base 1 to 1731 and encodes 576 amino acids. The transcript has a single exon. Gene Ontology annotation, biological process: defense response to other organism. Lineage: Eukaryota; Viridiplantae; Streptophyta; Magnoliopsida; Poales; Poaceae.